Messenger RNA from Aplosporella prunicola CBS 121167, 3355 nucleotides. RefSeq lists its product as uncharacterized. Gene Ontology annotation, molecular function: ubiquitin binding. The transcript is spliced from 3 exons. Bases 224 to 3049 code for a protein of 941 amino acids. Gene Ontology annotation, cellular component: nucleus; cytoplasm. Lineage: Eukaryota; Fungi; Ascomycota; Dothideomycetes; Botryosphaeriales; Aplosporellaceae. The record is from RefSeq and is a predicted model, not a curated record.
CAACUCCCAGCCCUCCACUUAUGCUCCUCUUGCAGGCCGCCUGAUUCUACUCUUGUUUUAAUCCUCCUUUUCGAGCAGGUCUUCCGAGGCUCGCCCCGUCUUCACUAGCGGUCGGGCACACCUUGACCUCCAACAUCGUCAUUCGCAUCUGCGUUGACGUAUCACCUUCCUCCCCCCAAAUCCAUCAUCUUCAAGCCUGCACUGCAGCACACAUCACAUCAUAAUGUCUGACGUGCAGUCGAGGCCUUCCGCCUCGCGCGGCAGGUCCUCUGCUCGCGGAGGCCGCGGUGGAUACAGCUCGCGCGGCCCUAGAAGCAAGGUCAACGGCCACAAUGGCGCAGGCUCAAUCGACGCAUCCACCGAAGAAGGAGAGCUCGGUGAGCUCAGGCAGCAGUACGAUAUCCAAUUGAAGACCAUCAAGGAUACCUUCCCCGACUGGACCGACCUGGACUUGCUUCUAGCUCUGCAUGACAGCGAUGGUGACCUUCAGCUCACCAGCGAGAGGAUUUUGGAAGGACAGAUCUCUCAGUUCGCCGACGUUCCCAAGAAGAGCGACAGAUCCCGUUCCAAGAUCAAGGAUAGCACCGCUGCCGAUACCGCCCCUUCGACUGCUUCUACUCGCGGCAGGGGCCAGAGCUCGCGUGGAGGCCGUGGACGUGGUGCCGAGCGCGGCAGAGGUGGAUUCCGUGGUCGUGGUGGGGCUCAUGCGCCCAACGGCUCCCGUAAUGCUACUGGUGGUGGAGCGUCUGUACCGACUAACGAAUCUUCUGCUUGGGACGCCACGCCAUCAGCAGAUGCUCAGGGCACUCCCGCUUGGGACAAGCCGACCGGGACUGAGACCAAGGAUGGAGCUGCGGAAGGUCAAUGGAACAAUGCUACCACCUCAGAGGCCGCUCCAGCGGCAGCUACCGAGGGCGCAAAGAAUGCUUCGGUGCCCGAAGCCCAGCCGAAGAAGACGUGGGCCAGCAUGUUCGCGAAGCCCAAGCCUGCGCCCGCCCCUCCGAAGCCUGUCGCUGCGGCGCCACCUCCAGAGCCUGCAGAGCCCGCCCCUGCCCCUGUUCAGGAAGAACCCGAGCCUGUCAAGGAAGAGACUCCACCAGCUGCGCAAACCGAGGAGCUCCCCAUUCCGCCAGUCGCCGACGAAGCCCCCGCCGCCGAACCAGUUCAGCCCGCUGCCGAACCGCCCGUUGCCAUUCCCGCCGUUGCGGAACCGACCCCUGCGAACCUUGCCCCGCCCAAGGAGGAGCUUACUGAGGAUAACGUCGAGCGCAUCCCAGAUGCGUCUGUGCCUGCACCGACGGGCACUGCGGCUAGCACCGUUGCUAGCGGAAGUGCGAUUGGCGUCGCGACGCCUUUGACUGGACCGAAGGGUGGAGCUGGUGGCCGUCCUCCGAUGGGAGGAUUCCAGACCAGUGCACUCAAGGCGACUGGCGUUCCCGGUCGUAGCUCCAGCUUCCAGAGGAAGGUUGUUGAACAACAAGAGGCUGUCGUCAUGCCUGGCAACCACGCGGUGGAUCGCGCUGCCGUUCAGUUUGGAAGCAUGGGUCUCAACGGCGAGCCGGACCUCGAUGUAGACGAAGACAGAGAGGAGGCCGAGACUCGCACGCAACCUCCCCAGCACUCACCUACCCAGCAGCCCCGGACUUCUCUCCCUCCUGCGCCGCGCCAACCGUCUGGGCCCACGGAGCCUCAAAUCCAGGACUCGGUUCCCACGCCCAAGCAGGCCCCUGGCCUUCCUCCCCCAGUUGCGCAGGCACAGCAGCCUAUUGCACCCCAGCAACAGUCGCCGGCUGUCGGCACACAGGCUGCCCAACCAUACAGUCAGUUUGGUCGCUAUGGACAGCCCGUCAUGCACUCUGAGCCAGCUGCGCAGACGCAGAAGCCGUAUGAUCCCUUCGGCGCGCCUGUUUCGCAGCCCAGCCAGUUCGAUGCAUUCCCCACGUCCCAGGCUCAGACUAUGCCUCAGGCUCAGGCCUCCCUCGGCGCUUUCUCAACCGCGCCCAACGAUUACUCAUCAUACUACACGUCUGACCAGCAGCGCAACGCCUACCAGAAUUACUACGGUGCCGGUUAUGGUCAGCAAGCUGGUGGCAGUCAGCAAGAAACCGACGCCUCACAGAGGGCUGGUAGCGCUUUCGGGCCUACCACCGGUGAAGCGACUUUCCCCACCAGCCAAUCUCAACAGGCCCCUGGUCGUUACGGCGAUGCCCACAACAGCGGCCAGAACACGCCCGCCCCUACCAUGGCUGCGCAACACACCGCUGCUGCUCAGUCUCAGCACUUGAACCAGCCCCACGGCCACGCUGGUCACAACGCUGGUUUCCCUUACGGCGGACCUGCCCACCCCUACUACAGCAGUCCUUACUACGCAAACUACAUGAGCCAGUACGGUGGCGGCUACGGCCAAAACUACGGCGCUCCUUUCGGCGGAAAGGGCAUGUACGCUGGAGCCCACCACGGAUAUGGUAUGUCGCCUGCCACCACUUACGACACACACGCUGCCUCUCCUGCGAACGUCGGUGGUUUUGGUGCUUCCUCGAUGCACGGUCGCGACAACGCUCUCGGCGCAGCAGGCCUCGGCGACUACGGUCGCUCCAACUCGACCCAGCCAGCCCAGGCUCAACAGCACACGGCGAGCAGCGGCGCAUUUGGCGGCAUGCCUGAUGUCUUCGCUCGUAACCAGAGCAUGUUCCCGGGCCAGAACCAAGCCUAUGGCCAGCAGCAGCCCGGAUCUCAGGCUGGAAACGACGAUGCCUUGAAGCCUUUCGGUGAGAAGGCUGCUCCCGGCCCGAGCCCGUCUUCUAUUGGACAACCCGGUCGCCCCGGUUCUGCCACCAACAACUCGGUCGGCCAGGGCGCGCAGACAGGCCUCCCGCCCCCGCAGUCGCACCAGCAGGGCUUCGGCGGGUACCCUGGCUCGCAGUACGGAUUGAGUGGUCUUGGUGGCGCCCACCAGGGUGGCCAGAGCUACGGCGGUUAUGGUGGUUUCGGUGGCGGCUAUGGAGGAUACAGCGCCCGCGGUGGUUGGGGCGGAAACUAUGGUCAUUAAGCAGUUGGCGUUCAAGGAGGCUUUCACCCGGUUAUGUUCUCUACAAAAGCUUCUUCGCAUCUCAUUUCUCUUCAGAUGAGAAAAUGUGGAUAACUGGGCUGGAAACGGAAUCGGGUUUUUGCAAAUGGGAACGGGUCAAUCGGUUUUUUCGACAACGGAUCAUUCACGAGGUCGAGGUGUGUAGGUUGCAUGGAUUUUAACUCGCGGCUUUCAUCGACUUCGUGGGACGGAACGGAUGGAUCAUGCGCAUGAAGUGAGGGUUUUGUAUUAUCACAAUAAGGAUCUCUAAAAAAAAAAAAGGUCGCU